UGUAAGCGAGAUUUCCUGAAGUUCUUCCUGAAUUCCCGGUAUUUCGAAAGACUCGAUGAUGAGAUACGGCAGCGUGUUCAACGGCCCAGAGAGGCAUUUAAGGACUAUGUACUAGCGCUACAAGGGCUAAUGCGUCAUUCCGACUAUACGGAGGCACAAAAGCUUCGACGCAUCUAUAAGAACUGCCGAAGCGAAUACCAGCUGUAUAUUAAGCAAACUGAAUUCAACACUCUUGGAGAUUUGGUAAGUCUGGCCGAAGACUACGAGAAUAUUGUAGCAGAGAAGGAGUCGCAACGAGCAUUGCCCCGCGCAAUAACCCCGAGACGAAAUGAGGAGCGCAACUACACUAUCCGAGAGGAGCAGCGAAGAGAGAGGCAUACGAUGCCAGCCAGACGGCACGAUGGAACCGAUUUUGCGCCACCUACGGAACACCAACGUAAAAGCGAAGGAUCUAGCCGAGUAAACCCACGAACGGCGUGCAGACGAUGCGGCGAAGACGGACAUUUCGCCUACGAAUGUCGCAACGAUAUCCAGCAAUUCUGUUGGACGUGUGGUCGGCGGAACAUUCGAACUUCAGACUGUUGCCGUGGGAAACAGGGAAACGGCCAAGGACCCCAUUCGCGAAGAAGAGUGGGGUCUCCACUAAUGUAACCUCAGUCAAUGUAACACCAAUUCUUAAGCAAGCGGAAGGGCGAGUAAUCGCCAGAGCAACAGUGGAUGGUAGAGCAGUAUUAGCGGCGGUUGAUACGGGAGCAACAAGAAGUUUUGUAAGCAUUAGAGCAGCGAACACCCUGGGAAUCGAGCGGUCACGAAGAGUGAACAAAAGAGUGGUGAUGGGAGAUGGCAGACCAAUAGCGGUCACAGAAGCGAUAGAGGCGGUAGUAAAGGUGGGCGAUCAAGAGCAUAGGAGCGAGUUACUCGUCCUACCAGGUUUAGUCGAUGACAUGGUCCUUGGGACUGACUACCUGGCAAAGGCCAACACAACAGUGAGCUGCGGAGGGCAGACAUUGACGAUGAAGGCAGAGGACGACAUUCGAACGAAGGCUGCAUGUACCACGAUGUUAGAGGUGCGCGAAGUAGAGAGAGCUGAGGAAGGCGAAAAGGCUGCAAAUGAACAACCCACAUCCACCGAGGAUACGAUGGAAGUCGAAAAUUUCUUAAAGAAGGAGUUGCUCGCAUUCGAGAAGAUGACGGGGACGACAAACAUCGCCGCCCAUAAGAUUAUAAUGCGAGAUGAUCGACCCAUAAAACAGCGCUACUUUCCCAAAAACCCGAAAAUGCAGGAAGUAAUAAACAGGGAGGUCGACGAAUUAAUAGAGAAGCAGUGCAUCGAGCCCUCGCAUAGCCCACACAGCGCGCCAAUCGUGCUCGUAAAGAAGAAAAACGGAAAGUGGAGACUUUGCGUGGACUAUCGGCAACUUAACGCGCGCUCGGUACCGGAUGCGUACCCACUCCCACGAAUCCAACACAUUUUGGAUCGACUGAGAAGCGCUAAAUUCAUUAGCAGCCUGGACUUGAAGAAUGGGUAUUGGCAAAUCCCGAUGGAAGAGAGUAGUAAGGAGUAUA
Messenger RNA from Rhagoletis pomonella (apple maggot), 1566 nucleotides. RefSeq lists its product as uncharacterized. Gene Ontology annotation, molecular function: zinc ion binding; nucleic acid binding. The record is from RefSeq and is a predicted model, not a curated record. Lineage: Eukaryota; Metazoa; Arthropoda; Insecta; Diptera; Tephritidae.